AUGCCACCUAAAAAACGAGAUUGUCUUAGUGCAGACAAAAUACAAGAAGCGACCGAAAUUGAGACGGACAAUGAGUGCACGGACAGCAUUCUGUGUUCGAACAACAACAAUAACAACAACGUGCCAGGUAUCAAGAAGGUCGGUGUCAGUAUUGGAAGCAGCGAGAGCCACGAUGGCAUGGAGAUGGACUGCGGUGGUUGUGGGGAAAGUGUUCGCGAACGAACUGUCCUCUGCGUAGGAGGUCGUACCUGGCACUCCAGGUGUCUGAAGUGUUGCGCCUGUGCGAGACCCCUGCACGACCAGCACUCCUGUUUCCUCCGAGGGAUGCGGCUUUACUGCAGGCACGAUUACGCCUUAACCUUCGGCGCGAAGUGUGCGAAAUGCGGUCGAAGCGUUGGCGCCGGGGAUUGGGUGAGAAGGGCCAGGGAAAGGGUUUAUCACUUGGCCUGCUUCGCUUGCGACGCCUGUUCCCGUCAGCUGUCCACGGGAGAGCAAUUCGCCCUACUGGAUGCCAGAUUGCUCUGCAAGGCUCACUACCUAGACGUUGUCGAAGGUAACAAUACCUCGUCCUCGGAAGACUGUGAUUCCGAGCAUGGCGGAAAGGGUAGCAAGACGAAGAGGGUUCGGACGACCUUCACCGAGGAACAGCUCUCCGUUCUGCAAGCGAACUUCCAAUUGGACAGCAAUCCUGAUGGCCAAGAUCUCGAGAGGAUAGCUCACGUGACAGGCCUGAGUAAAAGGGUCACGCAAGUUUGGUUCCAGAACUCGAGGGCGAGGCAAAAGAAGCACAGUAGCAAGAUGAAGACGCAAAUGCACCAUUCACCGCCCAUGCAGCAUCACCCAGGAGAUCUGUACCCUUCUGGAGUGAGCAUGGUGGGUGCCUACUUGGGCGGAUAUCAGGGUGGCAGCGCUGGUAGCGAAAGUCCUGGCAGCCCGAUGACGCCGCUUACCCCGUUAACACCCCUCACCCCAACUACGCCUAACCACCUUCAGGCCCAGUUCUGCCAUCAGACCGGGUAA
Dufourea novaeangliae is the source of this 1020-nucleotide messenger RNA. RefSeq names its product LIM/homeobox protein Awh-like. Lineage: Eukaryota; Metazoa; Arthropoda; Insecta; Hymenoptera; Halictidae. The transcript is spliced from 4 exons. Gene Ontology annotation, cellular component: nucleus. Gene Ontology annotation, biological process: neuron differentiation; regulation of transcription by RNA polymerase II. Gene Ontology annotation, molecular function: RNA polymerase II transcription regulatory region sequence-specific DNA binding; DNA-binding transcription factor activity, RNA polymerase II-specific. The record is from RefSeq and is a predicted model, not a curated record. The coding region runs from base 1 to 1020 and encodes 339 amino acids.